AUGUAUUGGAGUCGUGUGGCAUCCCCCAAGGGCAUCGCCCCGCCGGUUCGUGCUCCACAUCCCUUUUACUUGACGCGGGGAGCUGGGACCCCUGAACCGCACGGCGUUCACAUUUGCCACAAGGACGCAACCGCUUGGAACCAAGUGAGCCCCGGCCCCGAGUCUCUCAGUUUGACGACGCCGCACUUUCCAUUUCAUCCUUUUGCUGUUCCAACUUGGUGGAUCAUGGAUUGCCCACAACUUGCGCCCGAGGACUUUGCAAAGAGGAAAUUUGACUUCAUCAUUGUUGGUGGUGGGACCGCUGGUCUAGCUGUUGCUGCCAGGCUGUCCGAGCACCCAGGUUUUACGGUAGGUGUUCUUGAAGCUGGGUCGCCGGCAGUUGGUGAUAACGCCGUGGAGUUCCCUGGACUAGCCGGUCGGGCACUUGGUACCCCAUUGGACUGGGGGUUUGAGACGGUGCCACAAAAGUUUCUGGGUGGGAGAAGAUUGCCAUGGGCCCGUGGAAAAGUCCUUGGGGGUUCCAGCGCCCUGAACUACAUGACCUGGAAUCGUGCCGCACGUCAGGACUAUGACGACUGGCGCGACCUUGGCAACCCGGGUUGGGGAUGGGACAACCUCCUACCGUUCUUCAAGAAAAGUGAAUCUUUCCACGAGCCGGGUGAUAGUGUCCGAAAAGAAACCCCCGUGUCACUCCACGAUGGAGUUGUUGGGCGCAGCGGUCCUAUCCAGGUCUCCUAUCCGCGCGAGUUUACCGCAUCUCACAAACUUUGGCAUCGUACCAUGAACUCGCUCGGCGUCGAGACCAAUCACAACCACCUUGCGGGUAGCAACAUCGGAUGUUGGACUAGUGUUGUUUCUGUCGAUCCCGAGGAUAUCACGAGAUCAUACGCUACAACAGCGUAUUACAAACCGGUGUCGUCUCGGCCAAAUUUGUUUCUCUUGACGGCGGCCGAGGUCCACGAGGUGUUGUUGACUAGGGAGGGAAAUGCCCCUAACCCCUGGAAGGCCGAGGGCGUCCGGUUUUCCCACGGCGGCGUGGAAUUCUCUGCUUUUGCUGCCAGAGAAGUCAUUCUUUCUGCCGGCUCCAUACAAUCUCCCCAGAUUCUGGAGUUAUCCGGUGUCGGUGUGGCUAAUACCCACCAAAAUAAAGCCACGACAUCCGUCUUCGAAGUCAACCCAAGCCUGGCUAAUCCUGAUGAUUUGCGACUCGACUCGGUGCUUGCGGCAGCCUGCGAGGAGUACGCCGAAACAAGGACCGGCCCCUUAACCAUUCUUCCUGUAUCCGUCUCAUACGUCCCAGCUGCCCGGUAUAUCCGACCAGACACCCUGAAUAUGCUGCUCUCUUCGACUGCGGCAGACACUUCGGAUAGCCCGACAGCAGAACGCAGCCGCUUGAUUCGUCGCCGCUUUCAGAGCCGGUCCAAUAUGCUGGGACACGUCGAAUUCAUCUUUGACUUGGGUAACUGGGGCAUUGACAAGCCUCCUCUGACUUCAGACGGGAAAAAGUACGGGAGCUUGCUGCAGAUUUUGCAGUACCCAUUCUCAAAGGGAAGCGUUCACAUCCAACCUCCGGUCGGAGACAGCAACCCAAGGCCGCGCCUCGCCAUUGACCCCCAAUACUUCGGCGGCAGGGAGGGCCAUUUGGAUUUGGAGAUUGCGCUCCGGGCCCAUCGGUUCGCCGAAAAGAUCUGGUCUGCUCAGCCGUUGGCAUCCAUCAUCCGGGCGCAAGUGCAACCGUCGCUAGCUGAAACAGGGACCGACGAGGAUCUUCGUUCGUGGUUGAGGCGCGUUGCGACAACAGAUUGGCAUCCCGUUGGAACUUGCGCAAUGGGAGGGAGUGCGGGAUCGGCCGGAGGUGUUGUCGACGAAAGGCUUCGUGUCUAUGGGGUCAAAGGAUUACGGGUCGUCGAUGCCAGCGUGAUGCCGUUACAAAUCAGCGCACAUUUGCAGGCGACGGUAAAUAGGGGGCAGUGCACAAAGGCUCAGAGAAGAAACACAGUCAACGCUUCACUCGAGCCCGUAAUGAGAGUCUUGAGAACUCCGAAUCCAUGUUUCAACUUCCUUGAAUCACCAUAUUUCAGCAAGAUGCGCUCAAAUCAGAUUCAACGACAAGUGCCAAGCUUGCCAUAUUAUUCUCCAUGUCGCUGCCCUCCGGCGCUCCAUUGGGAGUCGACAACAAGGCUCCGACGGAAACGCUUUUCUCCUAAAGCUCCGAGAGCCAUUCGCAGUGUUAGCUACCCCUGGAACUUGCGACAAGCAAAGGCCGACACCAUGCUCCCUUACCACUCCCUUUCGCUCUGGCUCCUCGCCGCUUCGUCGGCCCUGGUGCACGCUUCGCCGGCUAGUACACGACCCGAUUUCAGCAAUAUCAUUGAACGAGCCGUGGCCGCAACCUCUUCCUCAGGAUGCGGCAAGACCCCAUUUUCCUCUGGCACGAAAUCGGUCACGGUGAAUGGCAAGCAGCGACAGUUCAUCGUGCGUGUUCCGAGUAACUAUGACCAGAGCAAACCGUACAAGCUCAUCUUUGCCUUCCACUGGGUUGGGGGAACCAUGCAAGACGUUUCGAGUGGCGGUACCGACAAGGAAUUGUGGUCGUAUUACGGCAUGCAACGGGAGGCUGGUGAGACGGCCAUCCUCGUGGCACCACAGGGUAUCAACAACGGUUGGGCCAAUUCGGGGGGCGAGGACAUCGCAUUCGUCGACGCCAUGUCCAAGUAUAUCGAGGACGCACUUUGUGUCGAUCAACAACAGCGCUUCAGCGUCGGCUUCUCAUACGGAGGCGCCAUGACCUACGCCAUUGCAUGUGCGCGGGCCAAGAAUUUCAAGGGCGUUGCUGUCAUUGCCGGAGGACAGCUUUCUGGGUGCGAUGGAGGUAACGAUCCCGUCGCCUACCUCGGGAUUCACGGAAUCAGCGACGGCACUCUGAACAUCGCGGGGGGACGUGGCCUACGUGACCGCUUUGUAAAGAAUAAUGGUUGUGCAACGACAAACGCGCCGGAGCCGGCGCAGGGCAGCAGAACACACAUCAAAACCGAAUACACUGGGUGCAAGGCUGGCUACCCUGUGACCUGGAUUGCUCACGAUGGCGGUCAUUGGCCUGGUGCGGUGGACAAUGGGCCUGAGAGCGGCGCGAACUCGUGGGUUCCCGGGGAGAUUUGGUCGUUCUUCACAAAUACUUGA
Messenger RNA from Chaetomium globosum CBS 148.51, 3180 nucleotides. RefSeq lists its product as uncharacterized. The record is from RefSeq and is a predicted model, not a curated record. Gene Ontology annotation, molecular function: oxidoreductase activity, acting on CH-OH group of donors; flavin adenine dinucleotide binding. The transcript is spliced from 7 exons. NCBI's taxonomy places the organism in Eukaryota, Fungi, Ascomycota, Sordariomycetes, Sordariales, Chaetomiaceae. The coding region runs from base 1 to 3180 and encodes 1059 amino acids.